AUGAAAGCCCUCAUCUUUGCUGCUGGAGUAAUACUUCUGUCGCCCACUUUUUGUCAAAGCGGCAUGGAAAAUGAUGUACGCACCUUGGCAGAACCAACCUUACCUAUUAAGACCUUCCGUGGGGACCCCUUCAGUUCUUUUGAAGACUUCCCCCUUUCUGCCAUAGAAGGCUGGACAGAAACUACCACAACUGUAAAAAUUAAGUGCCCUGAAGAAAGUGUUUCAAAUCUUCACGUGAAUAAUUCUACCAUGGGUUACCUGAGCAGCUCCUUAAGUACCAAACUGAUACCUGCCAUCUACAUCCUGGUGUUUGCAGUAGGUAUGCCAGCCAAUGCGGUGACCCUGUGGAUGCUCUUCUUCAGGACUAGAUCUAUCUGUAUGACCAUCUUCUACACCAGCCUGGCCAUUGCAGACUUUCUUUUCUGUGUCACGCUGCCCUUUAAGAUAGCUUACCACCUCAAUGGGAACAACUGGGUAUUUGGAGAGGUCAUGUGCCGGGCCACCACACUCGUCUUCUAUGGCAACAUGUACUGCUCCAUUCUGCUCCUCGCCUGCAUUAGUAUCAGCCGCUACCUAGCCAUCGUUCAUCCUUUUACUUACCGAGCGCUGCCCAAGCGCACCUAUGCCUUCAUAACAUGUGGAUUGGUGUGGGCAGUGGUUUUCUUAUACAUGCUACCAUUUCUCAUCCUGGAGCAGGAGUAUUAUCUUGUCCAGCAGGACAUCACCACCUGCCAUGAUGUCCACAACACAUGCGAGUCCUCGUCUCCCUUCCAGCUCUACUACUUCAUCUCCUUGGCAUUCUUUGGAUUCUUAAUUCCCUUUGUGGUCAUUAUCUACUGCUACACAGCCAUCAUUCGGAGGCUUAAUACGUAUGAUGACAGAUGGUUGUGCUAUGUUAAGGCGAGUCUCCUCAUUGUUGUGAUUUUUACCAUUUGCUUUGCUCCAAGCAAUAUUAUACUUAUUAUUCACCAUGCCAACUACUACUACAACAACACUGAUGGCUUAUAUUUUAUCUAUCUCAUAGCUUUGUGCCUUGGGAGCCUAAAUAGUUGCCUAGAUCCACUCCUUUAUUUUCUCAUGUCAAAAAUCAUAGAUCACUCCACUGUUUACCUUACGACGGUGAAAUCAUCUUAG
Molecule: messenger RNA, 1134 nt
Organism: Neomonachus schauinslandi (Hawaiian monk seal)
Lineage: Eukaryota; Metazoa; Chordata; Mammalia; Carnivora; Phocidae
Gene: F2RL2
Product: coagulation factor II thrombin receptor like 2
Exons: 2
Coding region: 1-1134 (377 amino acids)
Biological process (GO): blood coagulation; thrombin-activated receptor signaling pathway; phospholipase C-activating G protein-coupled receptor signaling pathway
Cellular component (GO): membrane
Molecular function (GO): thrombin-activated receptor activity
Source: RefSeq, a predicted model, not a curated record